Messenger RNA from Ipomoea triloba (trilobed morning glory), 1858 nucleotides. RefSeq lists its product as uncharacterized. The record is from RefSeq and is a predicted model, not a curated record. The transcript has a single exon. The coding region runs from base 307 to 1464 and encodes 385 amino acids. NCBI's taxonomy places the organism in Eukaryota, Viridiplantae, Streptophyta, Magnoliopsida, Solanales, Convolvulaceae.
CAAGCAAAGCAAGCAAGAGUUUGCACAGUUUUAGUUUGCUGUCUUCAUCAAUUACUUCUUCAAACUCCAUUUUCCCACCAGGCAGCCAUCACAGGUCCACUCCAUUAACUCCAUCUUUUCUGUGCUUCCCAAUAAUCAUCUUCUUCCAACUGUUCUUGACAGCCUCCUCUCACCUACACUCUCCCUUUUUUUCUCCUCUCCGGCCCAGCAUUUUCACUUGUAGCCACUAAAGGAUUACAAGAAGGGCAUUGCAAUAUUUUGCAAUCUUUCGCCGUCAUCCUCUGCUUCUAGUUUCUGUGUUCGUAGAUGGGCUGCUCUGCUUCGCGCUCGCAUGAGUUUAUUCACCACCGGAACCCGUCGAAUUCGGGUUCUUCGCGCCCACAGUCGCCGUAUUCGUUUUCCGAUUCCGGGUCGACUCCGGUUUCCCGGACACUUUCCCUGCCGACGCCGCUCGUUCACCACCCGCCUCUCCGGAGAGGCGACACCAACCACCUGGUGUCGCUCACCUCCACCACGUACGGCUCUCUUGUGCUGAUUGACCGUCCCCGAACCCCAAACCCUAACCCUAAUUUCAGUGGUCCGGAGGGCGGGAACCCGAAUGCCCAGAUGGGGAAACCCGAAAAUGGUGGGACUGACUCAGUAAUCAACACUUGGGAGCUCAUGGAAGGCCUGGAUGAUGAGUUUGGUUUUCAUGUAGUGGAGUCUCCUAAGAAGCCCAGUGUGAAAAUUCUUGAAAUUGAAGAAGAAUUUGAUGUGAAGUCCUAUGAGUUUGUUGAGCACUCAGAUUCAAAGCCAUUGUGGAAGCACUUGUCUGAAGAGUCCUUGCUGGCUAAGAUGGAUCCUAAUGUAGCUUUGAGCUAUAGGAAAGCGUUGUCGGCUAAACAGUUGGGAUGUAGAGAGGGGAAAGAUAUGUCACAACCGAAAACAGCGAAAUCUCAAGUGUGCAAUGACAAGAGUUUAUUUAGCUUGGUGUUGCCCGAGUCUGACAGUAAUGUUCGGCUAAAGGGCUGUGGCGAGGAGAGGAUUGUUCUGUACUAUACGAGUUUAAGAGGAAUUAGGAAGACCUAUGAAGAUUGUUGUAAUGCCCGGGUGAUCUUUAAAGGGUUUCGAGUUUGUGUAGAUGAAAGGGAUAUAUCCAUGGACUCAUCAUAUAGGAAGGAGUUGCAGGGCAUGUUGGGCGAGAAAGGGAUUAGUUUGCCACAGGUGUUUAUUAAGGGGAGGUACAUUGGUGGAGUGGAGGAGAUUAAACAACUUAACGAGUCAGGCGAAUUGGCUAAGCUUUUGGAAGGGUUCCCCGUCAAGCAUCAUGGACUCGCUUGUGAGAGUUGUGGCGAUGCAAGAUUCCUGCCAUGCCCGAAUUGCUAUGGGAGUCGAAAAGUGUUUGAAGAGGAUGAAGGGAAGUUGAGGAGGUGCCCAGAUUGCAACGAGAACGGACUGAUUCGAUGCCCCAGCUGCUACCCUUAGAACGUAACGUACCUCUCGUUGACUGAUUGGUGGCAAACAUUCUUCAUCAAUUUUUUUGUGAGGAUACUUGAGAAUGGUACAACAAUGUAUUAUUCUAAAUUAUCUGUGUAUAUUGUGCUCUAGACCUGUCUAUCUCAUCUCAUCAACUGUUUAUAUUAUCUAGCUUGUGGCCGGUUAUGUUCAUCGUCUCUUUGAACAAUUCCAAGGAAUAAAAUGCUAACUAUUUAUAUCUGCAUUGCUGCUCAUCUACCUGCUUGGGUAGAUAGAUUCUUGUUGGAUACCGAUGACAUGUCUGUCUGCUGUAACUUUAACUAAUGUAGGCCUAUGAUUCCAAAUCACAGAUACAGUUAAGCUGUACAAUGAGGCAUUCUUUAGUUCUUCUGUCUGAUUUUCA